Molecule: messenger RNA, 1128 nt
Organism: Hordeum vulgare subsp. vulgare (domesticated barley)
Lineage: Eukaryota; Viridiplantae; Streptophyta; Magnoliopsida; Poales; Poaceae
Product: protein BIG GRAIN 1-like
Exons: 1
Coding region: 307-1128 (273 amino acids)
Biological process (GO): auxin-activated signaling pathway
Source: RefSeq, a predicted model, not a curated record
CUGCACACAGAUGUAUAUAGACAUACUUUGAGUAAAUUGGCAAAAACUAACACAUUUCGCGCAACCGUGUCCAGUAGCUACCACUUUAUGAUUUUGUGCGAAAAACUACCAAAAUUUUCCUAAUCCGUUGCUAAAAACUACCAAGUGUGAAAAUUGCUCCAUUAACCUCUUCUAAACACAUUUCCGACAUGCUGGACCCACAAGUCAGGUUGACCAUUAAUUUUGACCGUUAUUACAGAUAGGACCCACACGUCAGACCUUUCUUCCACCUCUCUCCAUCCUCGUGUGCAUUACAUCGAACAGGUUAUGUGCAUCUCGUCGCGGAGCACGGAGAGCUCGAAGGCCGCCUCCUCCUCGUCAUCAACGACCUCUGCAUCGUCGCCGUCGUCCUCGGAGCGCUCCUGCCACGGCCAGUUCCGGCGCAUCCUCUCCGGCCUCGCCCACGGGGAGGCGGCGGUGACCAAGAAGCAGCAGCAGAAGAAGCACGUGGAUGAGGCCCUGCACUACAGCUACUACUACAGGCCGUCGCUCGCGGGGAGCUACCGGGCGCCGGGGCCGCACGCCACCACGUCCAGCUCCUCCGAGUGCUCCAGCUACGGCGGCUUCUCGUCGUCCGAGGCUGAGUCGUCCAACCACCGCCGCCUGCGCCCCAUCCGCACCGUGGUGCCCGGCGGUCAGCCCGCACCCGCGCCGGAGAAGAAGGCCAAGAAGCCGGCGGCGGCGGGGGCCUCGAUCCGCGCCAAGCUCACGGACCUCCGCAAGCCGGCCUCCCCCGGCGCGCGCCUCGCGGGCUUCCUCAACACCAUCUUCGCCGGCAAGCGCAGCGCGCCGCAGACCCUGCCCUCGGCCCGGGCGGCGGCGGCGGAGUACGCGUGCUCCUCGGCGUCGUCCUACUCGCGGUCGUGCCUGAGCAAGACGCCGUCCACGCGCGGGCCCGUGAACCGCACCGUGCGGUUCGUGGACGGCGACCGCGAGGCGCCGGCCACGGUGCCCGGGGCGGACCGGCAGAGGGUGCCGGCGCUGGCGGUGGGCCGCCGCCUCCCCGUGGGCGAGGCCGGAGAGGAUGCGCCGGAACUGGCCGUGGCAGGAGCGCGCAGAGGACGACGGCGACUAUGCAGAGGCCGAUGA